Messenger RNA from Momordica charantia (bitter melon), 2229 nucleotides. RefSeq names its product Pentatricopeptide repeat (PPR-like) superfamily protein. Lineage: Eukaryota; Viridiplantae; Streptophyta; Magnoliopsida; Cucurbitales; Cucurbitaceae. Gene Ontology annotation, molecular function: protein binding. The record is from RefSeq and is a predicted model, not a curated record.
UAAUUAAAAACCAAAAGUUUAAUCCCUGGGGCAGCCCAAAAUGAUUUAUCGAACAUUAACACCAGUUUUCCCCUACUUUCCUCCUCUCAACUCGCUGCAAUUUUUCUCUGUGGUUUGAUUCAGUGUUUCUUGAUUCUCCCCAUGGCAUUGUAGCAGAAAUGAAUUUCGCAUCACUUGCUUCAAAGCGGACCAUCUCUUCCCUGCCCUGUCUCUCUGCGAGAAUAAAGCAAACAGAAAAUGAAAUUGUCCAAAUGUUUCGAGUGCCCAGUCCAAGGGACGAAGCUUCCAACUUCCCCAUCAAUCGAAGGGUAUCGCGUAGGGAUCCUUCUGUUCGGACUCUGGACGAGAGGUUCACCAGGAUUUUGAAAGUAUUCAAAUGGGGGUCUGAUGCAGAGAAGGCGAUAGAAGUGCUGAAGCUCAAAGUUGAUCACAGGUUAGUUCGUCAAGUUUUGCAAAUUGAUGUAGAGAUUAGGGUUAAAAUUCAGUUCUUCAAAUGGGCUGGAAAGAGAAGGAAUUUCGAGCACGAUUCCACUACAUAUAUGGCUUUAAUUCGAUGCUUGGAGGAAUCUGGACUUGUUGGUGAAAUGUGGAAGACAAUCCAAGACAUGGUUCGCAGUCCAUGUUCUAUUGAUCCAGCUGAAUUGUCUGAAAUCCUUAGGAUCUUGGGGAAGGCAAAAAUGGUGAACAAGGCAUUAUCUGUGUUUUACCAGAUUAAAGGUCGCAAAUGUAAACCAACAGCAGCCACUCACAACACCUUGAUCCUGAUGCUUAUGCAAGAAGGCCACCAUGAAAAGAUCCAUGAGCUCUACAAUGAGAUAUGCAGUGAGGGUAACUGCACCCCUGAUACAAUCACAUAUAGUGCACUUAUCUCCGCGUUUGGAAAACUAGAGCGUUACGAUUUUGCAUUUCGGUUGUUCGACGAGAUGAAGGAGAAUGGCUUACAACCAACUGCAAAGAUCUAUACUACCAUAUUGGGAAUGUAUUUUAAAUUGAAUAAGGUUGAGGCAGCUUUGGGUUUGGUUGAGGAGAUGAAAGGGAAUGGCUGUGCUCCAACUGUCUUCACUUACACUGAAUUAAUAAAGGGGCUUGGGAAAGCUGGAAGGGUGGAUGAUGCCUAUGAUUUGUUUUUUAAUAUGUCGAAGGACGGUUGCAAGCCUGAUGUUGUACUUCUAAACAAUUUGAUCAAUAUAUUAGGCAGGGCGGACCGUUUGGAAGAUGCUCUAAAGCUUUUUGAUAAAAUGGAUUCUUUACAGUGUACACCCAAUGUGGUUACUUACAAUACUGUGAUAAAAUCUAUGUUUGAAUCAAAAGCUCCAGCUUCUGAGGCUGCUUUGUGGUUUGAGAAGAUGAAGGCGAAUGGCAUCGCUCCCAGCUCGUUCACGUACGCAAUUCUUAUUGAUGGUUUCUGCAAGACAAAUAGAGUUGAGAAGGCCUUAUUGCUUCUUGAAGAAAUGGAUGAAAAGGGGUUUCCUCCCUGUCCAGCUGCUUACUGCAGCCUGAUCAACAGUCUUGGACAGGCGAAACGAUAUGAAGCUGCAAAUGAGCUAUUUCAAGAACUAAAAGAAAACUGUGGACGCUCCAGUGCUCGGGUAUAUGCUGUGAUGAUAAAACACUUUGGCAAGUGUGGACGUCUCAGUGAUGCUGUUGAUCUCUUUAAUGAGAUGAAGAAACUUGGAUGUAGCCCUGAUGCUUAUGCUUAUAAUGCACUCAUGUCAGGGAUGGUAAGGGCCGGAAUGAUCGACGAGGCUCAUUCCUUGCUGAGAACUAUGGGAGAGAAUGGUUGCACACCCGACAUAAACUCACACAACAUUAUACUGAACGGCUUAGCUAGGACCGGUGGCCCCAAGCGGGCAAUCGAAAUGUUUACAAAGAUGAAACAUUCGAAGAUCACACCAGAUGCAGUUUCUUAUAACACUGUACUCAGCUGUCUCAGCCGAGCUGGUAUGUUUGAGGAGGCUGCAAAGUUAAUGAGAGAGAUGAAGUCGAAAGGAUUCGAGUACGAUCCCAUCACAUACUCAUCAAUCCUCGAAGCAGUUGGUAAGGUCGAUGAGGAUCGCAGUCCAGUUACUUCAUUCACAUUGUAAAGGUUGGGUUCUUUUAGGCUUUAUAAGUAAACUUAUUAUAUGCAAAAUUGCCAUGUUACUUCUAAAAGCACCUUGAAUAUACAGAAACAAUUUUAUUUGAGUAAUGCUAAUACAGAGUUCAUGGCUAGCAGCAAGCUAGAUAAAA